UACCCUGAUGUGUUCUCGAAAUCAAGGAUGCAUCGUAUGCAGCCUUGCGCGCCUACGGAAUACGCUUGUCCCAGGAGUCACUGCGGCGCGUCCAUCCAAGUUCGUUCUUCCGAGGCUGCCUCGCAAGAACACAAGUCCGUUCUUUGCGUUCUUGGAAUUAAGCAACGGCCCAGAAGUCUACUGCGCAUGUGCACCGGAAAAAUCGGCGCGUCCAAAACGUGUAGUCGUGAUUACGCAUGCAACGUAGAUGGUAGUGGUGCAGCAACAGUGCAUUACAAAACCGCUAGAACUUGUUAAAGUUGCAACCGUUAGUGCAUGUUCGUAACCUCAGUUCAUCAAAACACAAACAAAUAAACAGUAAGCUCUGUUCACAGAGAAUAAUGACAAGCCUGGCAGAGAAAGGUCCUUCAGAAAGCAGCGUCGAGAUAUGAACAGUGAUUCAGAGGAAGACAUGAUGGUGGAUGACUGGCUAACAGCCAAACAAGAUCUCUAGGACACAUCAGAUGAAGAGCUGAAUGAUGACCUUUUGUGCAGCGAUGAAGAGAACGAAACUAUGAGAUAUCACGAUGAAAACAUUUCCCAACCAAAACUGCAGGCAAUUGCAAAGCCUUUCCUUGUGUGCAGGACCUCACACCUUGCCAAAGACCAAGCCACGUGCGCUGAAGAAGAGCGGACCGAAAUAGAGGUGGACCCUGGUGAAGUUUUAGACAUCGAAAUCAAUGCUCCGUCUGGAGAUGAAUUUCAAAGUGGAGCAGACUUACGAGGGGGUCUCUGUUCUCGUUACAUGCACUCCUCCUGCAGGGAACAGCCUGCCCCAAAGAAGACCUUCACCGGACCCUGCUGCAGUCCUGAGACAAGGUUCCCAGGACAGCAUAUGUUAGAUCAACAACACCCUGCUUCAGUUCUGGACACUAAUCCGCUCCUCGCUGGACAGACUCCCAAGGGGUUUCUUCAACCUCCAGGAUGUGAGAGUGACCCCUGGAGGCUCAGUCCAGCUCUACAGGGACCCAUGAGUCCAUCAAAGUCUGGAAGACCCCAACCCGCACAGGACCCUCUUCAGAAUUAUCCAUCACCUCGGACUGUCCCCUACUUUACUGAUCCCUCUGGAUCCCGGGCACAGAAACCCGCUGUGCUGGUUAGAGCCGUUGCCAGGAUGGGAUCGAGUGCCAAGCCGAUGGCUGUCGCCAGGGGGAUGCCCAUUGCUACAAAGCAGCCAGCAAGUGCCAAGUCUACCAUCUCUGCCAAAACUCCACCAGCGCAGGGGACGGUGGGAAGGAAUGCGGGUCAGAAGGUCAAGGAGGAGCCUCAAACUCCUCCAACUCCUCAAAAACUCCCCGUGAAGCCGCGAAAUAUCAAAAACAAUGAAGAGUGUGGUGAUGAUGGCGAGUUGUAUAGGCAGAGACUGAUGGAGCAGAUGCAACUGAGGAAGGAGAUCUUGGAGCAGAAGGAACGAAGGAGGCGUACGCAGGCCAUAAAGAAGAAGCGCCUCCAGAGAGAUUCCCAGAGAUGCUGGAAAAACAACCAACAUCAACAAAAACCUACUCCGCAUGUCCAGCAGACAAACCCAAAAUCUUGGUGUCGGAAGGUUACUCACCUGCCCUCGUCUCAUAGUCCCACUCUUUGUUCUGUCUUGAAUUGCCAUUCAGAAUGCCAGCCCGUACCUCAGCAGCAUGUGUACCAUCAUUUAGUGGCCACGCCUCAAGCUUCAUCAGGCCGGGCGAAAGAGAUGCAGUUUAAUCGCCCUCAUCAGAUGGGCACGGAUAGGGUGGUAUUCCCAGAUCACUGGAACCUACACUGCAGCACUGCAUGGGCGUCACAAGAGAAGAGGAUGCUAGAAAUGCCGGGAGAUUCUGAUACGUCUGUUCCUACCCAAAUUAGAGUGGUCAAACACUGCAACACAAGUGAUAGACAAGAAAGCACAAGCUCUAAUCUUAGACGCCAGAUGAGUGAAGAGUUCAGGACGGAGAUUGAAACUGAGCAAAGAGUUGUCACCUUCACAACACCUGAUUCAUUUCUACAACACAGCCCAAGACUGCUCUGCCCCAAUCACAGUAGAGAAGCCAUACCAAACCAGUCCCAGCACAAGGUGCCAGUCAGGGAAAACCAAUGCUGCGCUUUCAUACCCUUCAAUUCCGCCCUGAGAACAGAGUCUGUUGCUGCUCAAAGCAAUGUCAACUUCAUAGUAAGACUUAAUCAAUGAGUCUAUCGGAGCUCCAGCUUUCUUUUUUCAUUGUUCUUUUUUGACAACAUGCUGAGAAGAAUAAGUAAUGUUCGCUUGUUUUGGCAACAUUUUUGUUAUGAAUGAAGUUUGAUUCUUAUUUGGUCUUGAAAGUGUCUUUUCCCCAUUGUUAAAAACGUUUACAUUUUGCUUCUUGGU
Triplophysa rosa is the source of this 2377-nucleotide messenger RNA. It is a transcript of the gene rbm33b, whose product is annotated as RNA binding motif protein 33b. Gene Ontology annotation, molecular function: RNA binding. The coding region runs from base 554 to 2200 and encodes 548 amino acids. The transcript is spliced from 11 exons. The record is from RefSeq and is a predicted model, not a curated record. NCBI's taxonomy places the organism in Eukaryota, Metazoa, Chordata, Actinopteri, Cypriniformes, Nemacheilidae.